Molecule: messenger RNA, 5613 nt
Organism: Zymoseptoria tritici IPO323
Lineage: Eukaryota; Fungi; Ascomycota; Dothideomycetes; Mycosphaerellales; Mycosphaerellaceae
Gene: MgStt4
Product: phosphatidylinositol-4-kinase
Exons: 1
Coding region: 1-5613 (1870 amino acids)
Biological process (GO): phosphatidylinositol-mediated signaling; phosphatidylinositol phosphate biosynthetic process
Cellular component (GO): cytoplasm; plasma membrane
Molecular function (GO): 1-phosphatidylinositol 4-kinase activity
Source: RefSeq, a predicted model, not a curated record
AUGAGCGUGCGAGAGUCGGAAGUCUUAACAGCACUGUGCAAGGCAGCUCCGGUAGUACAAACGACAAAGGAUGCUGAAAGUCUGUUGCAACAACUGGUGCCGUACGUGUCGGAGGCACAUCAACAAGUGUUCGCUGUCACUCCACUACACCAACCCCUUCCACCAUGGGAAACACUGAGCUACGACCUCACAACGGCCGUGCUGGCUUUGGGGUUGAACCACCCGUCGCUUCGGGAAGAGUCAUGGACGUGCAUCAGGAGAACCGUAGACGAAUUGGCCUCCAGCGCAGACAAUACAGAAUGGCCCAAAUCCUCAGAGGAAGGUACAGUUGAACUCGAACUGAACAAGCAAACGUUUCGCGUCAUACAGCUUCAUGUAUCCCUGGUCGGAUUCUUCCACGCCGUGGCAAAGUAUGUGCGAGUAUGGUCGCCUGAGCAGCGAACGACGCUGGUCCCACAAUUGAGGCGCAUCCUUUCGGAAAAGUUCAUGGUUUCACUGGAGGGAGGCCUGUCCGCAAUCAGGAACACAAGCAAUUCUUCCCGCCUUGUCAAAGACUGGAAGCGUUGGAUCCGACACUAUACUGCGAAGGGUAAGCCGCUGGGCGCCAUGCUUCUGCAGCAGGCGUUUAUGAACGUCGUGGAGGAGAGCGUAUUGGCGUUGAUUCCACUGCCCGAGCCGGUACCGGGGACGGCCCUCCUCGACAUGCUGCUCACCCAGAGCACGAUAAGCAAAGGCCAGGCGCAGUCGGACGGCUUCGUUGGCAGUCUCAGCGACGUCAUCAGUGAUGAGAUGGAAUUGCUCGAAGCUGAUGCCGACUACUUGAAGCUCGGCUCUGAGUGGCAGCAACGACUAGCACGCGAGGUGAAGUGCAGCGUACUACGAAGCUUCCUUUGCUGCUGUAUAUUGGAAGGCGAGACACCACACACAGAUGUGCUUUUAGCAUGGCUUGAGUCGAUCACCGUGGAUCCGAUGCAGAUGGUGGAUGACGAGCUGGCGAAGACCGUCUUGAAGGGCAUGGCCAUUCUCGCUGGGAUCUCAAGCACUGUAGCCUUCGCUCUGGCCAGGUCUCUGCCUCGACUCAUCGUUCGCGGGAAGAUGUCGCCGACCACCGCUACCGUGGCCUGCGAAUGCCUCGCACGAGUCUUGAAGCUUGUACCGCAAGAGCUGGCCAUCAGUACCGUGUACAGCUUGGGUAACAUCCUCAGCUCUGGCUCGCAGAAUGGAGAGACGUACAGAUCGGCGCUAUUCGACAGCACGCUCAGCAUAGGAAACGAGUCCCAGGGUUUACAAUUUUCGACGCAGCAGAACAUCGGAAGCUCAAUCUCUCUGGUCAUUAGCGACGAGGAAGAAGCCUCUGCCGUGUACUCUACGGUCGUUCAAGCCGUUGUGGCGGUCGCCGUGGCUCGCAGCGAGGUCCAACUGACAGCGCUGGUCAUAUCCAUGCUUGUGCAGAAAAUUGGUAGAAUCAAUGAAGCAGUGGAUGCGCGGAUUAUUGUCGAAACUUCAGCCUUGGGGCUUUGCGGAGGGCCCAAUGAACUCAAGGGUCUGCUGCGUUUCUACGCCCGUGUUGGUAGCGAAGCGCUCGUCCAAAACAGUACGUCCAUCUCGGCGGCUGUGACGGAAGGUCGAUUGCGGCUUUCGACUUGGAUCAAGAAGGACUCGCCCUUCUUCGAGCCGUACCUUGCUCAUCUGCUGGGUAUGUGUGUGAGUAGCGGAGACACUGCCGGUGAGCGGACCAUCGAUGUGGCGCUUGCUUCGAAGACAAUAGCGCAAUUGUUCCGUCCCAUGGCCAUCCUCGCCUCCCACGACAUCAGCCGUAAGCCUCAUCUGGAGGACGAAGACGAGAUCCUGGCACUCGGUCGGGACGCUUGGUUCAACAUCGCCGUUCAUGGAUUUACGCUGAACGCCCCGUCGACGAAGGAACAUCUCGAGGAUCUCCAGACUCUAGCGCUGUACAGCUUACCUCUGGUGGAUGAAGCUCGUGUCGACAUGCCUGACAGCAGCAUUGAUCUCAACCCGGUCUUGCGACGAGGAGCUCAUUCCCAUCAGCACGAUCAUCAAAAACAAUCUCUCAUCCGCGCAUUGCCAUCGUGCGAGCAUGACAUCAAGAGUCUGAGCUAUUCCGAGUCUGUCUUUCUGAACGCAGCGCUGCUUGUCUCGACCUUGCGAGCGCAAGGCGGAGACUGUACGGCUGUGUUGCCUUACUUCCUCGAGAACAAGGUCAAGACCACUGCGUUGGGCAAGUGCAUGCUGGCAGUAGCCAGCCACAGCGUAGAUGUCUAUCUGAGGGUGGCACUGUCAGGACAACGUCAAGAGUUCGCGGCGCCACAGAUUGCGACUCAGCUUGCAGCCUUUUUCGAAGGAUGCUGCCAUCGCAUUUCGAAAGUUCAGCAGGCUGCCAUUGCUUCGUGCAAUCGAAUCAUCAGCGUGGUCCCGUCCGCCCUUUGCCAGAAGGCCUCGCUGUUUGCCCUGCUGGAACUUCUUUCGCUGAUGUGGAAGAGCUGCCUCGACACAGAGACGGAUGAAUACGGCUGGCGAUCGCAGUACAGCUCUGUAAAGGGCAAUGUCUCGAUCCAGCUUUCGGAUGAUGUUCAACACCGCCAGUCAACACUUGCAUCGUUGCAUCAAAAUGCUCGUGUUUGGGUCCACAAAGCCAUUGAUGUGGCUCCUCUUGACGUCAAAGGUCAUCUUCAAGCAUACCUGGAAGAUUACGAAGAUGACGGCUCGUAUGGUCAUAUUGCGCUCGGGCGAUCGUUUGCUGUGGAAAUGGGAUCGGUCGUGCCCAGCACUGAUCAACGAUUGACCAGUCUUGAUGCGCAGCGCAAUCUCAAUGUCACGACUGCAUCCGAUUUCGUGGCUCAGUAUACCACACGCCAAGAAUAUCGGCAUCUGGACGCGAGACUGGAGACCGACGAAGAAUGGGCACUCAUCGACUACAGCGGCAAGGCUCUUCCUGCGCUGAUGAGCGACGACGAUCCCGUGCAUCGAGAAGCCGCAGAGCUGAAGACCUUGUCCCGACAACUGCGAGGCCGUGUGCCCAUCCCGUUCACCAAAGUCCGCGAAACACUUCGCGAUGCCGCUGGGAUGCUCAGCAGAAGCGCCUCCAACCAUGUGGUACUCAUACAAGAUCUGGUCGGCAUACCUUUCAUCAUCUUCACCAAGCAUAGCAUCAAUCUCGGCAUCUCGCUCUGGCUGGGCAUCAUCAAAGAGAACCCAAGUCUCGAAUCGAGAGUCCUGGUCGAAGUCGCCGCUGGCUGGGAGGCUUCCGUGCGAUCGAAACGAGGUUUCUUCUCGACCUCUCUGCAGCAUCUGGACCCCUUCUAUGUUAAGGAAGAAUUCGCACCUUCCAACUGGGACGCCAUCAAGCGACGCGAGCAGGCCACGCAUAAUCUCAUCAGCCCGCACUUACGGCUGACGCACUUCUUGUCAAGCCACUUUAGUGCGUCGAGAUUGACGUCUCCCUCUGUCGAGCGGAUCUACAACCGUCUCAUGCGCAUCACAUUACUGUCGAUGAAGCAUGCCGUCUCGCAACCUCUUGCACGAGAAGUGCACUUUCACGUCGUCCUACUGGCCCUCAAAGUGCUCAAGUACUCCACUCAUAUCAGCUCCCCCUCGCAGUGGAGACUAAAGGAUGCGAUCCUAUCCGGAGGACUAUCUUGGUUCGCCACUGCGCCCAAGUACUCGUAUGGCAGCAAUCGAUUGCAGAUGAGAGCGGAGAAGAAGCUUCUGAUGGAUGUGUCUGCUACCAUUGACGAUCUGGGUGGCGUCGGAGAGAAGGCCACAAAGGCCCUGCCUUCACUUCGGCAAAAGGCAGCACUUCUCUCACAACUCCUCACUCAUGAGAUCGGCCGUCUGACCGUGUGGAUCGCACCACUGGCUCAGGAGCCCAAAAGUAUUGCGCCGGGCCACAACGAACUCAACAGCCAAGAGACGACCAUCUCUGCUCUUCUGCAAACUGCAUGGGACGAAGACCCAAGGAUCGCUGUUCAGCUCACCAAGCGCUAUUCGACUACAAAUAAGCUUGCCCAGGAUGUUCGACGAUUCCUUGUCAAGGAACCACAGAAAGCGAUCCACGAGCCCGACGCCUUGUACAUCCUCCUUGGACCUUCUCUGCCCUCUGACUUGCAACCUCAGUUGAGGUAUCUGCUUUACUGGGCUCCGAUCAACCCAAUGGCAGCGGUGACCUACUUUCUCCCAGCCUAUGGGAACCAUCCUUUCGUCAUUCAGUACGCCGUACGUGCCGUCGAGAGCCACCACGUGGAUGUGAACUUCUUCUACGUCCCGCAAAUCGUACAGACAUUACGCUACGAUGCGCUCGGAUAUGUGGAGAGGUACAUCAUCGAGACAGCGACAUUCUCGCAGCUCUUCGCCCAUCAGAUCAUCUGGAACAUCAAAGCAAACGCCUACAAAGACGAGGAGUCUCAGAUCCCGGACCCUGCCAAACCGGUGCUGGACCGUGUCAUGGAUUCGCUUAUCGACAGCUUUUCAUCGGAAGACAAGCACUUUUACGAGCGCGAAUUCGACUUCUUCGGCAAGGUGACGGGUAUAUCCGGCACACUGAAACCUUUCAUCAAGCGACCGAAACCAGAGAAGAAGCAGAAGAUCGAGGAAGAACUUCGCAAGAUUCAGGUCGACGUGGGCGUGUAUCUUCCUUCCAAUCCCGACGGCGUAGUCAUAGGCAUCGACCGCAAGUCCGGCAAACCACUGCAAAGUCAUGCCAAAGCUCCAUACAUGGCGACAUUCCGAAUUCGGAAAGAGGAGGGUGAAGCGGACACGAAUCCGACGCCCAGCUCGCAGAAUGGCAUCGUCGCCAAACGCCGCACCUACGAGGUCUGGCAGUCGGCCAUCUUCAAAGUCGGCGACGAUUGCCGCCAAGAUGUGCUCGCACUGCAGCUUAUUGCCGCGUUUCGCGGGAUCUUCAACAAUGUCGGCCUCGAUGUGUACGUCUUCCCAUAUCGCGUGACCGCCACGGCGCCCGGAUGCGGCGUCAUUGACGUGCUGCCCAAUUCCAUCUCCCGAGAUAUGCUCGGGCGCGAAGCCGUCAACGGGUUAUACGAGUACUUUGUCUCAAAGUACGGCUACGAGGACUCGAUCCGGUUUCAGGAAGCUCGAGGAAACUUUAUCAAAUCCAUGGCCGCUUACUCCAUCAUUUCCUACCUCCUACAGUUCAAAGAUCGCCACAACGGCAACAUCAUGGUUGACGACGCCGGCCACAUCUUGCACAUUGAUUUCGGAUUCUGUUUCGACAUUGCCCCAGGCGGUGUGAAAUUCGAGCGGGCGCCUUUCAAACUCACGCCUGAAAUGGUGGCUGUCAUGGGCGGUUCGAGUUCCGCUCCGGCGUUUAAGGUCUUCGAGGAAUUGUGUAUCAAGGCGUUCCUGGCGGCACGGCAACAUGUCGAGCAGCUGUCGCAUAUCGUGAGCACGAUGCUGGACUCGGGCCUGCCGUGCUUCAAGCCGGCCACUAUUCAGCACUUCCGGGAGAGGUUCGUGUUGGAGAAGAGUGAUCGCGAAGCCGCCGAGUUCGUGAGAAAGUUGGUGCAUUGGAGCGAGAGGAGUUAUAGCACCGCGGUGUACGACUACUUCCAGUUGUUGACGAAUGGAAUUCCUUACUAG